Melitaea cinxia (Glanville fritillary) is the source of this 860-nucleotide messenger RNA. It is a transcript of the gene Gpb5, whose product is annotated as thyrostimulin beta-5 subunit. Gene Ontology annotation, biological process: G protein-coupled receptor signaling pathway. The record is from RefSeq and is a predicted model, not a curated record. Lineage: Eukaryota; Metazoa; Arthropoda; Insecta; Lepidoptera; Nymphalidae. Gene Ontology annotation, molecular function: hormone activity. Gene Ontology annotation, cellular component: extracellular region; cytoplasm. The transcript is spliced from 3 exons. Bases 298 to 759 code for a protein of 153 amino acids.
AGUAUCACACUCAAACUAUAGAUAUAAUAUAUACACCCAGCCCUUAUUAUUCGGGUUAUUAUAUUUAAAUUUAUUCAAAGAUACUUCUUUCUCCUCGCCGAGUCAAUUAAAACCAAUUGCUUGUGCGACGCUUUGAGAUGAACUGACACGUUACUAAUUACUUGACGUCUUCUUCAGAGCCUUAUAAAAACGUACACAUCUGAAAAAGUAUUUAAACAGAACUAAGCACGCUCUGAGUAAGUGUACUUUUAGGAAGUUUUGAACUUCCUACUUACAUUAUUCAUUUUCUAUAGCAACAUGGGAAGAAGUAAAAAUAACUACAAUUUGGUAUUAGUUGGAUUAAUGCUAUCAUGUUGGGUUGCAAAUUGCAGAAAUGCUCUAUCGAGUUCUAAAUGUAAACUAAGACGAUACACCCAUAAUGCUGUACAGAUUGAUUUCAAUGGGUUACGAUGCUGGGAUGAAGUCGAAAUCAUGUCUUGUUGGGGAUAUUGUUUAUCACACGAGACAGCAGACUGGCAGUUCCCUUAUAAAGUAUCAUAUCAUCCUGUCUGCUUGCACGGUGACAGGAAACAUGCCUCAGUCAAGCUGCGAAACUGCGAUCCUGGUGUGGAACCAGGUACCGACGUAUACCACUAUGUAGAAGCAGCUUACUGCAAAUGCCAGGUAUGCUCUUCAGAAGAUACGAGCUGCGAAUGGCUACCGCCUGACUAUUUUCUCCUUGAUCAAUCUAUCAAGGAAGAAUUGGAGGACAUGGAAUAAAUUCAAUGAAGAAUGAACUGAAUUCAGAUCAAAUGUCGCUAUAACAGUGUUAUGUAUUGCAAGUUACAAUUUUGUUGGCAAAUAAAAGCAUAUGCACAGUU